Molecule: messenger RNA, 1251 nt
Organism: Misgurnus anguillicaudatus (oriental weatherfish)
Lineage: Eukaryota; Metazoa; Chordata; Actinopteri; Cypriniformes; Cobitidae
Product: olfactory receptor 11A1-like
Biological process (GO): G protein-coupled receptor signaling pathway; detection of chemical stimulus involved in sensory perception of smell
Cellular component (GO): membrane
Molecular function (GO): G protein-coupled receptor activity; olfactory receptor activity; odorant binding
Source: RefSeq, a predicted model, not a curated record
AGAUAUUUUGAAAUAAAAAAAGUUUUCUUAGUGUUCCUUUAAGGAAUUAUCUGCUGGAAAUUAUAUGUAAGUAAUGAAUAUGCAUGUGCAAUUAAUAUUGUUUUUCCUCUCAUGUUUUUGUAAUUACAGGGACAUGCUACAGAGCACAAAGCCUAACAUUUCCUUCACAUUGGAUGCAUACAAAAAAAUUCAUGACCUGAAAUAUGUUUUUGUUGCUGUGCUGUUUUUAUUGUACCCAGUCAUUGUCAUUGCUAAUGGACUCAUCAUCUGCAUUGUAUGUCUUGAAAGAAAACUACAUAAGCCAAUGUAUUUCUUAAUCUGCAAUCUAGCCUGUAUAAAUAUAUAUGGUGGUACAGCAGUUGCACCUUUCAUCAUAACUAGAUUCUUAAUAGAAGAUUAUCAAAUAACAUGGCUUUCUUGUCUUGUGCAUACCUUUGUUAUAUAUAGCUAUGUUUCCAGUGACAUAACAAACCUAACAGUUAUGGCAUACGACCGAUAUAUUUCUAUAUGUUAUCCUUUAAACUAUGGUAAAAUUGUGACCCCUACAAAGGUGAUUAUAGCUGUUGCUGUCACUUGGUGUUAUCCUUUUGUACGAAUUACAAUCUCUCUUUUAUUUACAGCAAGACUGGAUAUCUGUGGAACCAUAAUUGAAAAAGUCUACUGUGAUAAUUAUUCAAUAGUGAAGCUGGCAUGCUCUGAUAUCUCAUCUUACAACAUACAUAGCUCAAUCUUGAUUUUGUUAGCUAUUGUACUUCCAUUUAUUAUAAUUAUCUAUUCUUAUUUAAGGAUUAUCUUGAUCUGUUUGAAUGUAUCAAGCCAAACAAAAACUAAACUCUUCAGCACGUGUGUCCCACAUCUAAUAGCAUUAUUAAAUUUUAUCCUUGGAAGUUGUUUUGAACUUAUACAAAGUCGGUUUGAUAUGAGACAUGUUCCUUAUGUUUUCCGUGUAAUACUUUCAUUGUAUUUCCUAAUUCUGUCUCCGAUAAUUAAUCCAGUUCUGUAUGGGAUUAGAACUCAAGCAAUAAAAGAUGCUGUAAUAAGAAAACUUUGUAGUAGGAUUUACCAAAAGCAAGUUAAUGUAAGCUGGGUAAGCUAAACAUGUUUGAUCUUUUAGCAUAUAAUCAUGGAGGAAGCACAAAAUAUGUAGAUCUGUUGAUUUUUCUGUUAGAAAAUAUAUCUGUGUAUAACAUACAAUAGCUUUGACAAUCACAUGGAAUAGUAUGUUAUUUACCUCGCUAUAAUCGACAAGCU